AUACAAUCGCUUCUGUGAUGAAUGUCGCAACGCUUAGCUACACUAAGUAUCUCCCCAAGUAACUGCUAACUAAAAAGAGCAAAUGUCGAACCUGGAAGAAGAAAAAGUCUUGAUAAAAAACCUUCCCCCAAAUAGUACCAAGGAUGAAGUGAUUAAAGUCUUUGAAGCAGUUGGGCAUAUAGUUGAUGUUUUUCUUCCAGUGCAUAAGAAAAAAACAAGUAUACAUGUGAUAGGAUUUAUUACAUUUCGUGACAAAGAAACUGCUGACAAGGCAAUUGAGCAGUUCAGUGGGUUUCGGUUCACAAAUAGUCAUGGUCUAACAAGCACACUAGCUUUAGGAAAGGCCUUCAAGAGGAGACUUCUCAUUACCACCAAAGCUUCUGAGGUUAAGGAAGCAGAUAAGGCUUCCCCCUACAACCAGGGCACGGUGAACCCCUCUUUGAGCACUGCCUUGGUUGACAAGAAUGUUGAUUUAGAGCUGGAAAAAGGAGAACAGUCCUUUCCAUGGAAAGAGGAAAGAGAGAAGUUACUCAAAGAGAUCUUUGAUAAUGAACAGAUUAUCAAAGACUUGGAAAAGAAGAAAUACAUUAAAGACCAGGAAGACCACAUUUUGGAUGAAAAGGAAAAGAGGCUUCUAGAAGAAAAGGGCUGGCUUCCAGAGAAGAUAAAAAACUUGAGCAAAGAAAUUGAAAUUUUGCAGCUGCAAGUUAAACUCAAGGAAUUGCAGGCUGAGCAAGCUUCCAUCAAGUAGUAGAGGUGAAGAUGAGGUGAUAGAUGUGACAGAUUGAGGUGUUCACAGAGGUUGAGGGGGGAGGGGUGAAUGGAGAUGGGGUGUGUAUUAGCCUGGUAUAAAUGUAUAAAAAUCAAGAAACCUUUAUAGAGAAUUUCAAUGAUUUUGGCACUCCACUCUAAUUAUCAUGGGUGAACCUUACAAUGAAACCUCUCACAGUAAAGCAUUUUCAACUUUCACCCCUUACUUUUGGGUGUGUUGUUGUUGACCUUCCACUGUCAUUAAUCAAGUCUGAUAUUAGAGGUUGGGGGGGAGGGUGAAUGGAGAUGGGGUGCGAAUUACCCUGGGGGUGUUAUUAGCCUGGCAUAAAUGUAUAAAAAUCAAGAAACCUUUACGAGCAUGACAUAGGCCUGACAGACUUUUGUGUGUAAAACGUUUGUAUUUGUAUUUCAUUUUUUAUCUUUUAAAAGAUAUCUGAAAGGUGAUAGGGUAUGGGGUAUACCUGAUUUUAGAAGCUUAGAUGUAAAAAAAUUGUUUUUGGACAUAAAGUAUUUUUGGUCAAGGG
Molecule: messenger RNA, 1295 nt
Organism: Nematostella vectensis (starlet sea anemone)
Lineage: Eukaryota; Metazoa; Cnidaria; Anthozoa; Actiniaria; Edwardsiidae
Exons: 9
Coding region: 83-751 (222 amino acids)
Molecular function (GO): RNA binding
Source: RefSeq, a predicted model, not a curated record